This is a messenger RNA of Striga asiatica, 585 nucleotides long. NCBI's taxonomy places the organism in Eukaryota, Viridiplantae, Streptophyta, Magnoliopsida, Lamiales, Orobanchaceae. The record is from the annotation of a GenBank genome assembly.
AUGGCUUGUAAGGGUUUUUGGGAAUGCUUGUUGAAGCUUCUGAACUUCUUAUUAGUUCUGGUGGGUUUUGCCAUGAUUGGUUAUGGAAUAUACCUAUUUGUGGAGUACAACAAUGCUGCUUCUGCUGAUGGUGAUGCUGCUCUUCCUCCCUCGGGUGAGAAGAUUGUACGGUUUGGUCGGCCCAUGCUGUCUCUGGAGCUGGGGUUGGCUGCAUUUAUAUUCUUUGACAAGAGCUGGAAACAGGAAAUUCCAACUGACAAAACUGGAAAUUUUGAUAUGAUAUAUGAAUUUCUUGAGGGGCACUGGAAAAUUAUCAAGUGGGUGGCUUUGGGAGUUGUCAUAGUAGAGGCCCUUAUAUUUUUGUUAGCGCUUGUUGUAAGGGCUGCAAAUAGCCCAGCAGACUAUGAUAGUGAUGAAGAAUACAUAGGUGGGCCCAGGCAACAAAUCAGACAGCCAUUGAUAAAUAGGCCAGCUGCUCCAGCUACAGGUGUCCCUGUUACUGGUACUCUUGAUCACCGUCAAAGUAGAAAUGAUGCUUGGAGUACACGAAUGAGGGAAAAGGUGAAAACUUUCAUUACUUUCUGA